Molecule: messenger RNA, 1027 nt
Organism: Pseudomyrmex gracilis
Lineage: Eukaryota; Metazoa; Arthropoda; Insecta; Hymenoptera; Formicidae
Gene: ClpP
Product: ATP-dependent Clp protease proteolytic subunit, mitochondrial
Exons: 4
Coding region: 224-931 (235 amino acids)
Biological process (GO): protein quality control for misfolded or incompletely synthesized proteins
Cellular component (GO): endopeptidase Clp complex
Molecular function (GO): serine-type endopeptidase activity; ATPase binding; ATP-dependent peptidase activity
Source: RefSeq, a predicted model, not a curated record
UUUUGACACAAUAAGAAAAAUCAAAUAUAAGGAUAAUCACUACUUUAUUAAAGAAUAGGUUAUAUAUUGAUACAUACUUUGACUUUUAUUUGUAUUUCUCACCUUACAGUGUUUUCAGUUAUCCAGCUUGUCUCUAAACAAGAUAACCGUUCCGUUACGUGAUGUUUUUUUAUUGAAAAUAUAAUUAUAUGAACAGUUAGUGCUUUCUCAAUUAUCUGUUAAAAUGUUGCAAAAAAUAAACAGUGUACUACAAAUCACUGCUUGUGGACAUAAAAUGAUCAGCAGACAUUUAAACUAUGUACCUAUUGUAGUAGAACAGAGCGGCCGUGGAGAACGUGCAUAUGACAUUUACUCACGUCUUUUAAAAGAGAGAAUCAUAUGCCUUAUGGGUCCGAUUACAGAUGAUGUGUCCUCUGCAGUAAUUGCUCAACUUCUUUUUCUUCAAUCAGAAAGCAGUAAAAAUCCAAUUCACUUGUACAUCAACUCACCAGGUGGAAUUGUAACAGCCGGACUUGGAAUAUACGACACUAUGCAGUACGUUCUUCCUCCGAUCUCCACGUGGUGCGUAGGUCAAGCGUGUUCUAUGGCCAGUUUGCUUUUGGCAGCUGGAACCAAGGGCAUGCGUCAUGCUCUGCCAAACGCCAGAAUUAUGACGCAUCAGCCAUCGGGAGGUGCGCACGGCCAGGCUACGGAUAUUCAAAUCCAAGCUAUGGAAAUUCUCAAACUGAAGAAACAGAUAAAUGAGCUUUAUGUGAAACACACUGGGCAGGAUCUAGAAAAAAUAGAAAAAUGUAUGGAGCGGGAUAAUUAUAUGAGCCCAACAGAAGCCAAGGAGUUUGGAUUAAUAGACAAAAUACUAGCGCAUCCUAUGCAGGAUGAAACUACAAAAGACGCGACAGAGAAAACAGAGAGUGUGACAGCAAAGUCUUAAAUAUUACGGGUACAUGUUCCAUUUUAUUGUUACAAUGUAAUAAAUUGUAUUAAAAUUGUAUCAAUAUUUAAUAAUAAUAAUAUAAACUAUAAAACA